AUGCAGAUGUCCUACGCCAUCCGGUGCGCCUUCUACCAGCUGCUUCUGGCCGCGCUAAUGCUGGUGGCGAUGCUGCAGCUGCUCUACCUGUCGCUGCUGUCCGGGCUGCACGGGCAGGAGGAGCAAGACCAGUAUUUCGAGUUCUUUCCCCCGUCCCCGCGGUCCGUGGACCAGGUCAAGGCGCAGCUCCGUACCGCUCUGGCCUCUGGAGGCGUCCUGGACGCCAGUGGCGACUACCGAGUCUACAGGGGCCUCCUGAAGACCACCAUGGACCCCAAUGAUGUGAUCCUGGCCACGCAUGCCAGCGUAGACAACCUGCUGCACCUGUCGGGCCUGUUGGAGCGCUGGGAGGGCCCGCUAUCCGUGUCGGUGUUCGCGGCCACCAAGGAGGAGGCGCAACUAGCCACGGUGCUGACCUACGCGCUGAGCAGCCACUGCCCUGAUAUGCGCGCCAGGGUGGCCAUGCACCUUGUGUGCCCCUCGCGCUAUGAGGCCGCUGUGCCCGAUCCCCGGGAACCGGGGGAGUUUGCCCUGCUGCGGUCCUGCCAGGAGGUCUUUGACAAGCUAGCCAGGGUGGCCCAGCCCGGGAUCAAUUAUGCGCUGGGCACCAAUGUCUCCUACCCCAAUAAUCUGCUGAGGAAUCUGGCCCGUGAGGGGGCCAACUAUGCCCUGGUAAUCGACGUGGACAUGGUGCCCAGCGAGGGGCUAUGGAGAGGCCUGAGGGAAAUGUUGGAUCAGAGCAAGCAGUGGGCGGGCACAGCGCUGGUGGUGCCUGCCUUUGAGAUCCGCCGAGCACGCCGCAUGCCCACGAACAAGAACGAGCUGUUGCAGCUCUAUCAAGUAGGCGAGGUGCGGCCCUUCUAUUAUGGGCUGUGCACGCCCUGCCAGGCGCCCACCAACUACUCCCGCUGGGUCAACCUGCCGGAAGAGACCUUGCUGAGGCCUGCCUAUGUGGUUCCCUGGCAGGACCCCUGGGAACCAUUCUACGUGGCCGGAGGCAAGGUGCCCACUUUCGACGAGCGCUUUCGGCAGUACGGCUUCAAUCGCAUCAGCCAGGCCUGUGAGCUGCACGUGGCAGGAUUUGAUUUCGAGGUGCUGAACGAAGGUUUCCUGGUUCAUAAGGGCUUCAAGGAAGCUUUGAAGUUCCAUCCCCAAAAGGAGGCCGAAAAUCAGCACAAUAAGAUCCUUUACCGCCAGUUCAAACAGGAGUUGAAGGCCAAGUACCCCGACUCCCCUCGUCACUGCUGA
Puma concolor (puma) is the source of this 1248-nucleotide messenger RNA. It is a transcript of the gene B4GAT1, whose product is annotated as beta-1,4-glucuronyltransferase 1. Gene Ontology annotation, cellular component: Golgi apparatus. The record is from RefSeq and is a predicted model, not a curated record. Gene Ontology annotation, molecular function: glucuronosyltransferase activity. Gene Ontology annotation, biological process: protein O-linked glycosylation via mannose. Lineage: Eukaryota; Metazoa; Chordata; Mammalia; Carnivora; Felidae.